Messenger RNA from Caenorhabditis briggsae, 2250 nucleotides. Lineage: Eukaryota; Metazoa; Nematoda; Chromadorea; Rhabditida; Rhabditidae. The record is from RefSeq and is a predicted model, not a curated record. The coding region runs from base 1 to 2250 and encodes 749 amino acids. The transcript is spliced from 8 exons.
AUGGCUGAGUCAUCUGAUCAACCUCCGGAAUCACUGAUAAAAUUCAUGAGAGAGAUCCAGAAGCAAGGAGAUGAGCAAUUAAAACAGCUCACCGAUGGAGCACAGAAAUUCAUGGAUAUGUAUGCGAAGACCUAUACACCACAAGCAGAUCUGGAACAACAACUCAAAGAAUCACAAGAAUCCGAACGUCGGGUCCGCCAAAAAAUGCUCGAAAUGGAAAUUGAGCACAAGGAAUAUGUUUUGCAAUUGCAAGACAAGCUGACUAAUGCUGAGGAGGAGAGCGAGAACUUGAAAGCAAAAUUGGAAGUGAAAUUCGAGGAAUACGGGGAAAGACCAUGUCGCAUUAAUCCAUUCCAACUAAAAUUAUCGAAAAUGAAAAUCGAUCAUCAACAGCUGGAAAUUCAAAAUUUGAAUAUUGAAAAUUCGCGUCUCUUCCUGACACUGAAAUCGAUGAAAGAGGAAUUCAGAAUUGAGCAUGAGCAAUCUAGCAAACUGCUCACAUUGUAUUCGAAACAGUUGGAUAACACUUUGAUACUGAUGAAUGAGAUGAGAACUACAACGGAGGACUACAAGUUGUUGAUCAGAAAUAGAGAUGAACAUAUUUCUGAACUUAAGGACAAUUUCAAAGACUUGGUCGAUGUCAGUAAUGGAGUCAAAAAGACACUCAAAGACAUGCAAUCUCAACUUCAGAAAGCCCUUACAGUAAUCGGAAGACAGGAUUUGGAGCUUGAAGAUCUUCGACGUCUUCGGGACGAGUUAGAAGCCGUGGGAACUUCAGAAUCCCAGAAAAUCUGGAAUUUGACGAGCCUUUUCACUGAAAAUCGGAACAGAAUGUUGAGACUGAGCAAGGAAAACGAGGAAUUGACCCGGAAAAUGGAAAAACUGCAGUUGGACCAGAAAAAAUUGGAAAAGGAUCAUUUGGAAGAAGUCAAUGAGCUGCAGAUGAUUCUGGAGACACAGGAUGAUGAGCUGGAGAAGAUGAAAAUUGAAAGAAUGUCGACGGAUUCGCCUAAACCGACGCAGGAGUUCACUCAAGAGUAUUUCGAUGCUCUCCAAGCAAAAUUGGAUAGGGAUAUUCGGGAAAAUCCCGCAUCCGUUGACCCAAACAUCAUCAUCCUCACAAAGCAACACGCUCGUCUUCAUCAAACUCUGAACGCGCAAGCCAAGGCCUACACGAAUCUCGUCGAAAUGCACAUUCGUCGUGAGGAAAUUGCGAUUUUGGAGAAACUGGAAUUCGCCGAAACCAUCAAAGCCUAUCAGCUGAGACUGAUGGAGGGCAAAAAGUUGAAAAAUCGAAAGGAACGUCUUCAGGAAAUUGAGAAGACGUACGAGAAGAAGAGACAGGAGGCGCAGACGUGUACGCAGAAUUUGAAGAAUGUCGUUGGGUCGUUGAGUGAUAUUCGAGCUGGAAUGCAAGCGUUCGUUGGAGAGCAAAUUGGAUUUCCAGAGUCGUUGAGAGCACUGAGUCGGUCGUUGAAUGGAACAGAAGACACUCCUCCAUCGUCCACGCCUUCUUCUUCCUCUCCCUCAAUUCCCCAACCGCGUGGACCGCUUCCUGCGAUGCUCCUAGCAGUUCAGGAUCACAGAUUGGAGCGGAAAGAGGUGGAAAUUUUGAAUCUGAAAAUGAGAUUGGCACAAUAUCAACGGACGGGUGGACCAAAAGAGGUCUCUACGACUGCUGAGAACGGCGAGAAAUCAGAAAUAUCGGUGAACACAGGGUCCGGAUCUGUCUACACCAACCUAACCAACGAGGAGCUCAACGAGCACGUUGUCCGUUGCUACUCGGCUCUGGCCUGCUACCAAAAAGCCAAUUCUGGUCUUAUUGAUCAGCUGGUCCUCGUUGAAAAAACGGCCUAUAUGGACCGAAUGAAAGCGGCAGAUAAGAUUCAAGAGCUACAGUAUGACGUGUUGAAAGCAAAAAAGCUACACGGACAGAACAAGCUGAUGCAUGAGGUGAAGAUGGAGUUUGUGGAGACGAUGAAGGGAAUUGAGGAGAAAAUUGAGAAGAGCAGAGAGGAUGUGCGAUUCUUGAGAGAUGGUCUGGAGCAGUUGUGUCUGGAGACAUUUGGAGAAACUAAGAGAGUGGUUGAUGACGUGGAUUGGAUAUCGACUAGAAACAUGAACGAGGCAUACAAGCAUAAACCGGAACCAACUGAAACGGAUGCACAUUUGGCGGAGAAGAAGAAGGAGUUGGCUAGGCUGAAGGAAGAGUUGAAAGCGCUGGAAACGGCAUAUGAAGCGACGUUGUGA